AAUCCUAGGACGGCAGUGUGUGGCUGAGCAAAACAACAGUGCAGUCCGUCGCUGUGCGUUUAGUCGUUAUCCGGGACCGAACCGACGCGAUGGAGCACUGUCGGAGACAAGUUAAAGAAGACUGCGAAGAGCUGCUCGGCCGCUUCCAGAGGAGCCAGUCGGUUCGGUUCGAGGCGUUCAGUCAGAUCUGGCGGGACAUGAAGUUCGAGCAGAUCUUCUAUGGUGUUGAGUUCCACGAGCGGCGUCCAUUCUGUCGCUUGGUUUUGGACGUGGCGUCCCAGUUCUUCUUGCCGCCCUUCACUUACCACAUCCGGGUCGGAGGACUGUUCCUGCUGUACGCCUUGGCCCACAAGCAGCUGGCCGAACCGCCCGAGCAGGUCCGCUUGGCCCUAAAGGACUGGAAGGAGGUUCAGCAGUUCGAAGAGGACUCACUGAAUGCCCGACACUACGAUGUGGUUUUGAUCCUGCGCAGGCUUUUAGCUGAGAAGCUGGUCCAGUUCACGGCUACACCAACGCUGCUCUGCUACAGGAAGAAGAGGGAGGUCAGAACGCAGGCGGACAUCUCAAAGGAGUUCCUGGAGAGGACUUCCCGUCCUCUGAACCUCAUCAGCACUGAGCUGCUUGAGGAGCUGGCGAACAUCCAUCACGUGUACAAGAAGCUCAAGACCUCGGUUCCAGACGUGUCGCAGAAUUCUGAGUCCAACAGGACACGCCAAGACUUGGUGUCCCGACUGGAGGGCGCAGUGCUGGAGUUCUCCCAGUGGCAAAACAGAGACACAGAGGUGGGACAGAGAGAGGUCACCUCAGAAGAAGAGUCUUUGCCGGUUGAUCCGGAGAGCUCCAGGCGGGCUCAGCUUCUCUCUCGCAUCAAAACAAAAGCGUUCCAGACAGCCGCCCAGACGCCCAAGUCCCGCCGCCAUCGACAGGUCCAGGUGGACUCCCAGCCCAGUCGCUCCUCGCAGAGGUGCAGCAGACCGUCGCUCAAGGCCAGAACCAUCAUGCAUGUGCAGCUCACAGGUGACCUUGAAAAAGAAGCGUCAACAACCACUAGUGUCAGUCGUCUGUCAACACUGGACUCGGCACCUAAAGAGACGCAGAAGACGCCUUCCAGAUUUAGCUGGUGACACUUUGAAGGAAACGGCACCGGUGCUGCGCAUUAAAGCGAAUUCCUCAGCCAGAGUGUUGUGUGUUGAUCAAGUGCCAUCGGAACCAUAAGAAAUCCUGUGAAGAGCCUCGCAGUCGUGAGACGUUGGUGCUGUUUAGAAACAACAUCGAUGUAAAUGGAUCAAAGCCCGAGCCCUCUGUUCUCUCAGGCCCUUGUUCCACAGGUUUUCUCCCACUGUGCAAGCACAGUUUAAGAUAACCAGCUCAGAUAAAAUUAUUUGUUGACAUUUACCUAAGUCAAUAGAGGGAUGCUGCAAGGUUAUUUCAUGAGAAUCUCAUGCUUUUUAAAGAGGAAA
Molecule: messenger RNA, 1460 nt
Organism: Synchiropus splendidus (mandarinfish)
Lineage: Eukaryota; Metazoa; Chordata; Actinopteri; Syngnathiformes; Callionymidae
Gene: snapc1b
Product: small nuclear RNA activating complex, polypeptide 1b
Exons: 10
Coding region: 90-1124 (344 amino acids)
Biological process (GO): snRNA transcription by RNA polymerase III; snRNA transcription by RNA polymerase II
Cellular component (GO): snRNA-activating protein complex
Molecular function (GO): sequence-specific DNA binding
Source: RefSeq, a predicted model, not a curated record